AAGUUGCAGCAAUGCCAGCCCCAGCCUACCUAUCUCCUCCCUUCCUCCCGCUCCACCACCCCGCCACCAGCACGAGCGCGCACCUCCUCUCCGGUGGCCGCAACCAUCGAAGCCGCCCACGGCACAUGUCAGGUACCGCCAACGAGGCAUCUCCGUUCGGAGUCAGGAAGGAUAUGCUCCUCCGGAUACCUACGAGGCCACAACAUAUGCUCUGCAGAAAGUCUUCGUCCCAUAAUACUAUUAACGUAAUGGCGUGCGGCUACACCCUACCAGGUCCCGUGCUUCUUAAAGCCAAGGUCGGCGACGGUGACCGCGACGGAGGGGACGACCUCCUCCUGGCAUCGCGGCGACACGCGUAAGAAGAGGCGGACCGCCUUUCUGCUCCGCACGCUACUGUUCAUGUGCGCGGCAUUCCGCGUGGCCGUUGCGCUCACCCGCGUUUUAUACCACGCCGCGGCCGGCAGCGUCCUCGGCGUGGCCAGGGUCCUCUUCGCGGCGGCCAACGAGCGGUGCCUUCGGUGCGUGAACCAGGCGGCGCUCGGGCGCAGCGUCACCGGCACCUUCUGCGGGGACUUGUUGGUGGGAGCCAUGGCGCACUCGUGGAGGGUGCUCAUGCAGGGGCUCACGUCGCUCAUGUUCCUCUGCGCGCGCGCCGACGAGUACGUCCGGCCGCCGCCGAGCCCGCUCGUGCUGACGGCGCACGACAAGCCGGCGGCUCAUCCUCAGCAGGUGCAUAUUUCAACUGUGGGAAGCAACAACAUGAGGAUUUCAUGGGUCACUGACGACCGGAAGGCGCCGUCGGUGGUCGAGUACGGCAAAUCUCGCGGCAACUACACGGUGUCGACGACCGGCGAUCACGCGACGUACCGGUAUUUCUUCUACAAGUCCGGCGCGAUCCACCACGUCACGAUCGGCCCGCUGGCGCCCAGCACGACCUACCACUACCGGUGCGGCAAGGCCGGCGACGAGUUCACCCUCAAGACGCCUCCGGCGUCCCUCCCCAUCGAGCUCGUCGUCAUCGGCGACCUCGGCCAGACCGGCUGGACCGCGUCGACGCUGUCGCACAUCGGCGGCGCGGACUACGACAUGCUGCUGCUCCCGGGCGACCUGUCGUACGCGGACACGCAGCAGCCGUUGUGGGACUCGUUCGGGCGGCUGGUGCAGCCGCUGGCGAGCGCGCGGCCGUGGAUGGUGACGGAGGGCAACCACGAGGUGGAGGCGCUCCCCGUCGUGGGCUUCGCGCCCUUCGUCGCGUACAACGCGCGGUGGCGCAUGCCGCACGAGGAGAGCGGCUCCGCCUCCAACCUCUACUACUCCUUCGACAUGGCCGGCGGCGCGGCCCACGUCGUGAUGCUGGGCUCCUACACGGAGUUCGAGCAAGGGUCGGAGCAGUACGCGUGGCUGGAGCGGGACCUCGCCGGCGUGGACCGGCGGAAGACGCCGUGGCUGCUGGUCCUGCUGCACGCGCCGUGGUACAACACCAACCAGGCGCACCAGGGGGAGGGCGAGGCGAUGCGCGCCGCCAUGGAGACGCUCCUCUACGAGGCCCGCGUCGACGUCGUCUUCUCCGGACACGUCCACGCCUACGAGCGAUUCACGAGGAUCUACGACAACGAGGCCGACAGCCGGGGCCCGAUGUUCAUCACCAUUGGCGACGGCGGCAACAGGGAAGGGCUUGCUCUCAAGUUCCUCAAGGAUCACAAGUCAGCGCACCUGUCGAUGUUCCGGGAGGCGAGCUUCGGGCACGGUCGGCUGAGAAUCGUCAACGAGACGAGCGCCGUUUGGACAUGGCACCGCAACGACGACGAAUACGCCACCGUCCGCGACGAGGUCUGGCUGGAGAGCUUGGCUACUCCAAAGCUGUCCAUGGCAACCACCGGUCGUCACGACGAGGAGUUGUAGGAUGUUGCACAUCAAUAAGCACCCUAGUCUACAAGACACUUUGCAGAAAAAAGAGUGUUUUUUUUUUUGAAUCAUUCAUUCCCUAAAGUUGUACGUUUGCCACUAUAGUGUUUUUUUUACCCAACACCGUAGAACAAUUGUUCUAGGGUAAAUUUUUACCUAAUCUUUACCUAAUUUUUUUAAUUUUUUUAAUAAUAAAGCAAAUUGGGUUUCUGGUCA
This is a messenger RNA of Triticum aestivum (bread wheat), 2121 nucleotides long. RefSeq names its product purple acid phosphatase 22. The record is from RefSeq and is a predicted model, not a curated record. The coding region runs from base 400 to 1902 and encodes 500 amino acids. The transcript has 4 exons. Gene Ontology annotation, molecular function: acid phosphatase activity; metal ion binding; protein binding. NCBI's taxonomy places the organism in Eukaryota, Viridiplantae, Streptophyta, Magnoliopsida, Poales, Poaceae.